AUGCGCUUCACCCUGGCCCUCGCUGCCCUGGUGGCAGCCACCUCCGCCCUGCCCUCACUCCUGCAGCCCGCGGGCAAGCACGCCCUGACAACGCGCGAGGACUUUGUCGAGGACGACUUUGAGAUCCCGGCCGAGUCCGACGGCCCUGCGAAGCGGUCUGCCGGCUGGCCCGAGGAUGACUUCGAGAUCGGCGUCCCCGCUCAUCUGAGGUUCAAGGACAAGAAGGCUCGCGACGAGGGCUUCCCCGAGGACGACUUUGAGAUCACCCCGGAGGACGACGAUUGA
Molecule: messenger RNA, 285 nt
Organism: Diaporthe batatas
Lineage: Eukaryota; Fungi; Ascomycota; Sordariomycetes; Diaporthales; Diaporthaceae
Exons: 2
Coding region: 1-285 (94 amino acids)
Source: RefSeq, a predicted model, not a curated record